Messenger RNA from Anarrhichthys ocellatus (wolf-eel), 4076 nucleotides. RefSeq names its product tripartite motif containing 2a (gene trim2a). The coding region runs from base 488 to 2734 and encodes 748 amino acids. Gene Ontology annotation, biological process: protein polyubiquitination; proteasome-mediated ubiquitin-dependent protein catabolic process. The transcript has 12 exons. The record is from RefSeq and is a predicted model, not a curated record. Gene Ontology annotation, molecular function: ubiquitin protein ligase activity; zinc ion binding; protein binding. NCBI's taxonomy places the organism in Eukaryota, Metazoa, Chordata, Actinopteri, Perciformes, Anarhichadidae.
UCAGCCAGCACUCGCUCGCACACUCCUGAUGCUGCACGUGCUCGCUGCACUGCAGUGAGCCAGCAUUUAUUUCAGACCGGCAGGGAGGGAGAUGAAUGGAUGAGAUGAGGCUGACUGAGCCAAGAAUGACGGGAGAGUAAAGGAGGGAGGGGUUGGAAGAGAUGAUGUAAAAACUGACAACACAAUCUGGCUAAAAAAAUCGCCUCUCCUCAACUUCUCUCACGUGUGUGCACACCCCCCCCCCCCCACCCACACACACACACCGAGGAGCCGUCUCUCUCACACACACAUCCUGCUGUCUCCUGUUUGGCUCGUUGCUGCUACCUGGAGCAGAGCAUCGUUUCAAAGGGUUUUUGCGCGUGUUUCAGUCACAUGGAGCCAAUGGUUCAGUCUGCGUACUGGAGUGGAUGACGCCUGUUGAUCGGCCUAUAGAUGCAGCACUGGUGCUGGGUAAGAGGAAGAGGGACUCCUAUGUCAGAGUUUUAGGAUGGCCACUGAAGGCGCCACUCUUCCCAGCCCCGUGGUCCGCCAGAUUGACAAGCAGUUCUUGAUCUGCAGCAUAUGUCUGGACCGCUACGAAAACCCCAAAGUACUGCCCUGCCUGCACACCUUCUGUGAGAGGUGCCUGCAGAAUUACAUCCCGGCCCACAGCCUCACACUGUCGUGCCCCGUGUGCCGCCAGACCUCGAUCCUGCCGGAGAAGGGUGUGGCGGCAUUGCAGAAUAACUUCUUCAUCACCAACCUGAUGGACGUGUUGCAGCGGGCGCCGGACAGCCGCAGCCAGGAGGCCGCCGCUCUCAACAACAUCACCGCUGUGGCUACAGGCCAACUGCUCUCCUGCCCCAACCAUGGAGGCAACGUCAUGGAGUUUUACUGUCCGCCCUGUGAGACGGCCAUGUGUCAGGAGUGUACGAGUGGUGAACAUGGAGAACACCCUACUGUGCCUCUUAAAGACGUCGUGGAGCAACACAAGGCCUCGUUACAGGUCCAGCUAGACGCUGUCAAGAAGAGGUUGCCAGAGAUUGACUCAGCCCUGCAGACGCUGUCAGAGAUCUUGCUGCAGCUGACCAAUCAAAAGGGCUCCAUUGAGGACGGCAUCCAUACCACCUUUGACGAGUUGCAGAAGACCCUGAAUGUCCGCAAGAGCGUUUUACUGAUGGAGCUGGAGGUCAACUACGGCCUCAAGCAGAAGGUGCUGCAAACCCAGCUGGAUACUCUGCUGCAGGGCCAGGAGGGCAUCAACAGCAGCUGUAACUUCACAGAGCAGGCCCUGAGCCACGGCACCGAGGCCGAGGUGCUGCUGGUGAAGAAGCAGAUGAGCGAGCGUCUCAAGGAGCUGGCCAGCCAGGAGCUUCCUCUGCAGCCGGGAGAGAACGACCAGCUGGACUUCAACGUGGAGACGGAGGGACUGAAGAAGUCCAUCCACAACCUGGGCACUAUUCUAACGACUAACGCAGUGGCCUCUGAGACCGUGGCGACAGGCGAAGGCUUACGACAAUGCGUGGUGGGCGUCCCCACCUCCAUCACCAUAACCACCAAGGACAAAGACGGAGAGCUGUGCAAAAUGGGCAACGCAGUCAUCACCGCCGAAUUGUCCUCACCUGAUGGUAGCAAAGGUGAAGGGGACAUACUGGACAACAAGAAUGGCACUUACGAGUACCUGUUCACGGCUCCUAAAGAGGGGACUUUUAACUUAUCGCUGCGUUUAUAUGACCAACAUAUCAAAGGAAGCCCCUUUAAGAUAAAGGCCACCAAAUCCAUCGAUGUGUCGUCAACUUCAGACGGCGUCAAGAAGAGGCUGAAGUCUCCGGGCAGUGGACACGUCAAGCAGAAGGCCAUCAAGAGGCCGGCCAGCAUGUACAGCACAGGGAGGAGGAAAGAGAACCCCAUCGAGGACGACCUCAUCUUCAGAAUCGGCACAAAAGGAAGAAACAAAGGGGAGUUCACUAACCUGCAGGGAGUGGCUACCUCUUCUCUGGGAAAGGUGCUGAUAGCCGACAGCAACAACCAGUGUGUCCAGGUUUUCUCCAACGACGGCCAGUUCAAAAGUCGUUUUGGCGUGCGCGGCAGGACUCCGGGUCAGCUGCAGCGGCCGACCGGAGUGGCCAUCCACCCAAACGGUGACAUCAUCAUUGCCGACUACGACAACAAGUGGGUCAGCAUCUUUUCAAGUGAAGGCAAGUUCAAGAACAAGAUUGGCUCGGGGAAGCUGAUGGGCCCUAAAGGCGUGUCGGUGGACAGAAACGGCCACAUCAUCGUGGUGGACAACAAGGCCUGCUGCGUCUUCAUCUUCCAGCUCAACGGCAAGCUGGUCACCAAGUUCGGUAACAGAGGCAACGGCGACAGGCAGUUUGCAGGUACACUCAAUGGGCCUCACUUUGCUGCUGUCAACAACAACAAUGAAAUAAUUGUGACAGAUUUCCACAACCACUCAGUCAAGGUGUUCAACACAGAAGGGGAAUUCUUGCUGAAGUUUGGUUCGAACGGCGAGGGCAACGGCCAGUUCAACGCCCCCACGGGAGUGGCAGUGGAUGUCAAUGGAAACAUCAUAGUGGCCGACUGGGGCAACAGCCGGAUACAGGUGUUUGAUGGCAGCGGUUCGUUCCUGUCCUACAUCAACACAUCAGCAGACCCGCUGUACGGCCCGCAGGGUCUGGCUCUCACCUCCGACGGACAUGUUGUGGUUGCAGAUUCUGGCAACCAUUGCUUCAAAGUCUACCGCUACUUGCAGUAGCCCUUGUCUCUCUCAGCGCACAAACUGUACAGUGUAUAGACACACACACACGCACUCGUUAGUAUGGAGCGACCGGCAGAUUUGCACUCACCCACCCACUCACCCUUGAAUCAUGCUGUCUAUGUGCCAUCUGUGUGAUUGUGUUAGAGAUAAUUAUUUGUGGUUUGAAUGAAGUGAAGGGAUCUAUCAUAUUCACAGAUGGAGGCUGCUGACUGGUGCUUUGAGGGGUCAUUCAUAACCUUGUUCACAUUCCAUCUUAAUUACACUGAUUUAAAAAAAAAUAAAGCUUUAGUAUUGUACAUAUGUUAGACCUUUUUAAUUGCUGUGAUGUGGCAGGAAAACUGGAAAAAACAAAGCUAUUGCACUUGUUCCUAAAAAAUCCCCGGUUGGACACUGUUAAGUGAGACUGAAAUUUAAGUAAAGACGUAUCUAAGUCACCUGAAAAUUAACGGGAAUUCUAGUUCCAGUGACUGCAGCUUCCUGUUAAAUGCUCUUGAGAGUCGUCACAUUUUGCCUGUUCACUAUAAAAGAAAAAUAUUCCACCCACUAUAGGUAGCAGGGUAUUGUAGAGCAUGAUUAGGCAUCUCUAUGCAUGUUGUUUUUACUAAUAAAUACCAGAAAUACUGCUGUGCACAAUAUAUGAAUAUGUUUUAAGCUGACAAAAUCACUUAAAGAAACUUUGAAUGGAAGAACUGUUUCAAUUAAAAUACUUCGAUCUACUAUGUGAAAAUGACUGGUCGAUGUAAUUCGUCAUCAAUUUAAAUUAAUAAACUUGUGGUUAUAUAAAGUAAGCUGAUAACGUCUGCUUAAUUGUUUUUUUCUAAAACCACACAGUGCGUUUGUGUGUGCAAGACGAGUGUGAUUGUGUUGUGCUCAAUUAAGGGAACCAAACAAAAGCCACUUGAUAUGUUGACUUAAAAAUUUGGUGUGAUUAUGUGCAAACAUCUCGACAGCAGAAAUGCUGAAAAUAAAGUCAAUCGUCGGACACAUCAGUGAAAAGGUUUGUUCAUCAUGCUGCAAUGCAGGUUUAUUCCAUUAUCACCUUCACCCCUUUCCACACGCUCGUAUGUCUUUUCAACAUAAAAUUAAAACUACUAACAAGUUGUAUUUCAGUGAAAAAACAAACUAUUUGUCUAUCCUCAAAAAAUGCAAAAUGUAGUUCAACAGUUGAGGUGUGUGUUGUAAAAAAUGCACUGUGCUCCUGUUGGAAUUCAAAAUGUGUUUAUCCUAAAGUACUGAAUUUGGUCAUCCAUUUUCUACACAAUCCUGUUUAAUGAUUGGUUUUACAUUGUUUUGUUUAUAUUUGUAAUGCCAAAUGGAAUUAAAGUGCCCAUAGGAAAGA